GCCUGCCGUUGUUUUGCCGCACUGACUACGGGAGAUCUAGAAGGUUGCAGGGCUGACCAGAGUUCGCCCAGGGCUAAAGAGUGGGACGGCGAAUAAUCGUAUUAGUGCCGAGCAGCCUUCUCUUCCAGCGUCCUGUCAUACUUCUCAUCCGUCGCUUUUCGCCCCGUUCCCCCACCAAGCCCAGGCAGGGGUUAUAAGCCCGGGAUCCCCGAUCCAGCAAGGAAAACUCUCAAACCAUGUCGACCAUCCUCGAGUACACCCCGCUGGCGACUAUCGAGCAGUAUCACGCCGACCUGCAGCGCACAUUCAAAUCGAACAAAUGCCGGCCAGAGUCAUACCGUCGGACUCAGCUCCUCCAGCUCGCCUACAUGAUCCAGGAGAAUGAAGCGCGUAUGAUCGAUGCGUUCUACAAGGACCUUGGGCGACCGAAGGAAGAGGUCACAUUCAUCGAGACGCAUAUCAUGAUCGGGGCGUGCGUGUAUGCGAUCAAGAACCUGCGCAAGUGGAUGAAGACGGAAUAUGCACCCAUGGACAUGGUGACGGGCAUACUGACGCCGAGAAUCACUAAAGAUCCAAAGGGGGUCGGGUUGAUCAUCGGACCUUUUAACUAUCCAAUCUAUUGCACGGUAUCUCCCUUGAUGGGGGCGAUCGCCGCCGGAUGUCCAUGUGUAAUCAAAAUGUCCGAGAUCGUACCCAAUAUCUCCGCCUUGUUUGAGGAACUGGUUGCAAAGUACCUCGACAACGACGCGUAUAGGGUAGUCAAUGGAGGGGUUCAGGAGACCACCAAGUUGCUAGAGCUGAAAUGGGAUCAGAUUUUCUUCACCGGAAGCGGUCGAGUCGGAAAGAUCGUUGCAACCGCAGCAGCUCAGCACUUGACGCCCGUCUCGCUCGAGCUGGGGGGAAAGUCUCCUGUGAUUGUCGACUCCACCGCCAACAUCGACGUUGCAGCGCGCAAGAUCCUUUGGGGCAAGACGGUCAACGGCGGGCAAACAUGUGUCGCCCCUGAUUAUGUGCUCGUAUCGGAGGAUUGCGCAGAUCGUUUGGUAGAGGCGUUCAAGAAGACGUAUGCGAAGUUCUACCCCGAAGGUGCGGGAAAGUCGGCAAGUUUUGGACGGAUCGUCGACCACAGGAGCUUUGACCGGUUGAAGGACAUCAUGGACCGAAGCAAAGCUGAGCUCCUAUGUGGAGGAGAAUCGGAUCGGGACACAAAGUUCAUCGCUCCAUCGAUAUAUGUCAACGUCUCCAAGGAGGACGCUCUGAUGGAGAGUGAGCUGUUCGGACCUAUUCUUCCCAUUGUGACAGUCAAGAAUGUGCAAGAGGCAGUCGAGUAUGUGCGGCAAGGCCCUUCACCGUUGGUAAUUUAUGUGUUUACAACCGACGGCAAGACAAAAGAAUAUAUUCGGACUUGGACUCGGAGCGGCGGCCUGAUGGUGAAUGAUGUCAUCAUACAGGCCGCUUCUGAUCCUGUUCCAUUUGGCGGCACCGGUGAUUCUGGAUAUGGAGCACACCACGGUCGGGCCGCAUUCGAUACUUUCACGCAUCACCGAACGAUGAUGGAAGCGCCGCGCAUAGCUGAGCUCUUCAUGGCCCUGAGAUAUCCUCCAUAUACAGCCAAGAACUAUGUCCGUCUCAGACUGUUUGCGAAGGUCAACAUUCCCUGGGCAAAGCCGGGCUCAAAGCUUUCACUGCUGCAAAGAUUGUGGAUCAAGAUCUUUGGGGCAGGUGUUAUUGUUAUGCUCGCUGCUGCAGUUGCUCAGAGGUUAAAGUAGCGAAAAUCACUUACGCAGGGAGCGUGACGAGACGGGUGUAUUCAUUUGGAGGCGUAUGCAUGUGAUGCGCAAUGAAUAUAA
Dacryopinax primogenitus is the source of this 1850-nucleotide messenger RNA. RefSeq names its product aldehyde dehydrogenase. The transcript is spliced from 10 exons. NCBI's taxonomy places the organism in Eukaryota, Fungi, Basidiomycota, Dacrymycetes, Dacrymycetales, Dacrymycetaceae. Gene Ontology annotation, molecular function: aldehyde dehydrogenase (NAD+) activity. Gene Ontology annotation, cellular component: cytoplasm. The record is from RefSeq and is a predicted model, not a curated record. Bases 237 to 1769 code for a protein of 510 amino acids. Gene Ontology annotation, biological process: aldehyde metabolic process.